AUGGCCGUUCUUCAGAUUAAGAAUGAGGAGGAGUUCAAACAGAAGAUAGCCGCCGGUCCGGUGCUCGUCGAUUUCUUCGCAACGUGGUGUGGACCGUGCAAACAGCUCGCUCCAAAGCUAGAUAAACUAGCUGAAGAAACGAAGAUUGUUACCUUCCUGAAGGUGGAUGUGGACGAGCUUCAGGAUUUGGCGCAAACCUAUGAAAUUACUGCGAUGCCCACCAUUCUAGGAUUUAAAGAUGGCAAAGUCCUAGACCGAGUCGUCGGCGCUAAUGAAGAACUGAUUAAGAAACUGCUGCAGAAAUUGACUGUAUAA
Messenger RNA from Dibothriocephalus latus, 315 nucleotides. The record is from the annotation of a GenBank genome assembly. NCBI's taxonomy places the organism in Eukaryota, Metazoa, Platyhelminthes, Cestoda, Diphyllobothriidea, Diphyllobothriidae.